GGGCAUCCCUACCGCCGGGGCUAUCUGCUGCAUGGGCCCCCUGGCACGGGCAAGUCGAGUCUGUGCUUCGCCAUCGCCGGCCACCUGGGCCUGGACCUGUACCUGCUGCACCUGUCGCAGAAGGAGCUCACGGACAACCAGCUGGCCCGGCUCUUCCGCAGCCUGCCGUUCCGGUGCAUAGUCUUCAUCGAGGACGUGGACUGCGUGGCGGUCGCGCAGGAACGGGCAGACGACGGCAGCGGCGGUGCCGGUGGCAAGGAGGCAUCGACGACGACCGGGGUCACUCUCGGGCCGGGCCUGCUUAAUGCCAUCGACGGCGUCAGUGCCGGCGAGGACCGCAUCCUGAUCAUGACCACCAACCAUGUCGAGAAGCUGGAUGCCGCGCUCCGCCGCCACGGCCGCGUGGACAUGACCAUCGCCUACGGGUAUUCCCAGACCCCCGAGGUCGUGAGCCUCUUCAAGUCGAUCUACGCCUCCACGGACACGGACACCCCGAGCUUUGCGCCGCCAGUCACGCCAAAUUUGUCGUCGCUUGACGCCCUGGCAAGCGAGUUCACGACGCUGGUGCCCUCCGGCGAGUUCAGUGGGGCCGAAAUUCAGGGGCAUCUGCUGGACCACAAGAUGAGCCCGCAGUUCGCCAUCCAGGGGGUCCCAGAGUGGCUGGAGAAAACAGAGGAGAUGCGCAAGGGACGCAGGCCAGUGAAGGAUGAGAUGACGACGGGGAAGAAGGAUGCGUAG
This is a messenger RNA of Aspergillus brunneoviolaceus CBS 621.78, 738 nucleotides long. RefSeq names its product P-loop containing nucleoside triphosphate hydrolase protein. The transcript has a single exon. Gene Ontology annotation, biological process: mitochondrial respiratory chain complex III assembly; protein insertion into mitochondrial inner membrane from matrix. Gene Ontology annotation, cellular component: mitochondrial inner membrane. Lineage: Eukaryota; Fungi; Ascomycota; Eurotiomycetes; Eurotiales; Aspergillaceae. The annotation marks the transcript as partial. Gene Ontology annotation, molecular function: ATP binding; ATP hydrolysis activity. The record is from RefSeq and is a predicted model, not a curated record.